AUGAAGUUCGGCAAGGGGAAUGCCUCUGUGUUCGACACAUGGCGCCUCUUCGAUGCGGCGGAAAAGCGCAACAUCGCCAUUUACGUGGCAGGUAUCAUGCUGUACAAGUUUGGCCUUGAGGCAUUCAACGGCUCUAUUCAGGCUCUUGCAACCAACCGCUACGACUGGGAAGUUCAGCGUUUCGGUGGAAGAUCCCGCACUUUCGAGCGCCUUGGUCUCCUCACUGCUCUGAACCAGGCUUUCCAAUGCGUGGGAUCCAUCCUCAUCGCUCCUCUCAUCAAGCGCUACCCUACCAAGAAUGUGCUAUGUGUCGCAGUUCUUGUGUUCGGCGUCUUUACCGCCAUACUACUGAUCGUCGACGCCGCAACCGGCGGACACUUCAAGCCAAAAGGCGCUAGGUCGAACGACUUCUCAUACUACGGUACCUGGGAUACAGACGGCAUGAUACCCGUAUACUGUUUCUGCGGCAUUGCAUAUGGCAUGGUUGAACUGAUCCGCCGCGUUAUCCCUCGUGACAUCGUGGGCGGUAACGUGCAGAAGCUCCGUCGUAUGGAUGCGAUGGUUCACAUCUUCUACGAGAUCUCGGGUACAGGCGGCGCGUUCUGCACUGCCCUCGCACUGAUCCCAAGAUUCGGCAACAACAUGUCAUUCAUCAUUACGCCCAUCCUUUUCGCUUGUGCUGCAACCGCAUGGUUCUUCAUCCGACUCACGAAUCAACAGCUCGAGAAGAGUGACGGUGCACCGAAGGGCAUGAUGCACUACUUUAGUAUCAUCUGGCGCUCGGUAUACCUCUUCCUGCUCUCUAUCUGGCGAGGUGCGGUCAUCAUCUUCACAAACCGGAAGUUCAUCUGGUUGCUACCCGGCUACUCCUUCGCGUUGUACGGUCAUCGCUACCUGGAAAACGGUAUCGCACCGCUCAUCGCACGUCGCUACUUGGGCAACUCCGCUUGGUCGCAGAUCAUGGUCGGAGGCUCCAACUUCGGUGAGCUGCUCGGCGCCCUUACCGUCUUCCUCUUCACCAAUCUCGUGCAUACCCCGAUGCCAUGGCUUCGUCUCGAUGCCCUUAUGCUCCUCAUCGUCUGGUACCUGCCAUUCUGGUACCCACCAAGAAACCAGAUCAAACAAGCAUGGAUUGUGGCGGCCACCUUCUUGCCCGUCAGUUACGGCUGGGCAGCCGGAGAUGUGUCGCUGGCGGCCUAUAUCCAGGCUUCUCUUGCCCGCAUUGAGAAGGAUACGAAGGAUGUCAGCGCUCUGGGAGCGGUCAUGUCCUUCCUCUACUCGACGUACAUCGUCAUCUACGCUAUCGCUUCUCCGACGCUCGGACGCUAUGUCGACAGCGUCUACAAUCGCACUGGUGGAUCCCGAGGUGGCGACAUCCAUGGCGCGAUCUACAACGUUGCCGGCGUACAGUUCACCGUUCUUACUUGCGUUGUCAUUGCCUCGACAUUCAUCCCCAAGGGCGCAAUCGCGUUCAACCCACCAGCCCUUUAUGGUGAGAGACUUGACUCCGAUGUCGACGGUCUCAUCGACAAUGACCGCUCAUCGUCAGAGGACAUUGACGAGAAGGCAUUUGACCCAGUUCGAAAGGGUAACAUCACGAACGGAUUGGAGGAUGCCAUCGUGCCCCAUGAGCCUACGACUGCCAAGACAGCUGUGUAAUCCACGACGGGACGACUAAAGGAGCAAUGCGGGGCCAGAUAUUGUCAAGAUGUAAGAGAAAGGCGGUGGUGGUGUGGCAGUUGACGGC
Messenger RNA from Baudoinia panamericana UAMH 10762, 1747 nucleotides. RefSeq lists its product as uncharacterized. The transcript is spliced from 6 exons. The coding region runs from base 1 to 1659 and encodes 552 amino acids. The record is from RefSeq and is a predicted model, not a curated record. Lineage: Eukaryota; Fungi; Ascomycota; Dothideomycetes; Mycosphaerellales; Teratosphaeriaceae.